Molecule: messenger RNA, 1213 nt
Organism: Durotheca rogersii
Lineage: Eukaryota; Fungi; Ascomycota; Sordariomycetes; Xylariales; Xylariaceae
Product: ribosomal protein L17
Exons: 2
Coding region: 332-892 (186 amino acids)
Biological process (GO): translation
Cellular component (GO): mitochondrial large ribosomal subunit; ribosome
Molecular function (GO): structural constituent of ribosome
Source: RefSeq, a predicted model, not a curated record
UCUUAAUACUGUAUCUUCGUCUAAAGCACCCGGUCGUGUUAUGUAAGCUAUCCUUUGUCGGAGGUUGGACAACUACGCCGGGUUAAGCCGUCAAAAAUUCUGGCGGUUCACAGUGGUCCUCAACCCGUUGCCUCAUCUUCACCACCGCUGUCCGGCGCGGCCGAAUCGGACCGCGACACAAUUUGGCAAGCCAAGCUACCCAAACCAUACCGACAAACUCUCUCCCGAUUCCACUACCGAGUCGGUUCUCAUUGUUUCGACGCCGUUCUCCUUCUUCCCCCCCCUCGCGUGCGACUACGGCUCGAGCUCGACCGACCGAACCUACCGCACGAUGGCGGGCGGCGUCGUGAAAUACCGGCACCUGAGCCGGAACUCUGCUCACCGCCGGGCCCUGCUGCGCAACCUCGUCACCUCCCUCAUCCAGAAAGAAACCAUCCGGACGUCCUAUGCCAAGGCCAAGGAGGCCCAGCGCGCUGCCGAGAAGCUCAUCACCCUCGCUAAGCGCAACAACGAGACUAGCAGGCAGAAAGCCAUGGGCAAAGUAUUCACCCCCGACCUCGUGCUUCCCAAGCUCUUCGGCGAGCUGCGGCAGCGGUACGCGGAGCGCCCGGGCGGCUACACGCGGGUGCUGCGGACGGCGCCGAAGUCGGUGUACGACCAGGGCGACUCGGCCAUCCUCGAGCUCGUCGACGGGCCGCGGGACCUGCGGUUCGCCAUGACGGCCGGCGCUGUCGCACUCGACACCCGCCUCGGCCGGCCCUCGCGGCCCCUCACCCUGCUCAACCGCACCAAGGUCACGCGCUACCGCCCCGACGGCGCCGCCGCCUUCGAGGAGAUGGUCCGCCGCGUCGCUACCCUGCGCCUCGGCGGAGGCGCCUCUAGGCCCGGCUGAGGCGCCGCGCCUUAGGAGCUACGCGGACCAGAUCGAUUAGGAACGAGACGGGCGCGGAACCAACCGAUAAAGGAAACGAACGCGAUAGUCGAGACUCCCCGGGUCGGAGACAUGAGUGCUUAUGGCGAAAUGCUAAGUGGAGCGCAUGUAGAAAAAAAGACUAUGCUCCUAUAUGUGCCUCUCUAUGCAGGCUCUCCUAUCGUGCGGUACCUAUGUCUAGACAGGGCAGCAGAUGAGCUAAAUAACGAAGACUACCAAGUAGCGCUGGUAGGAAUCGAACCUAUCCUUCAUUAAGUAACCUACUGAUCUGCAGCAUGCUAC